AACGCAAUGUUGUCAUACGUGUCCAAACAGGUGCCAAAUCCCAGCGCUGCCAACGACGAGGGCAUAACAGCGCUGCAUAACGCCAUAUGCGCCGGUCAUCUCGAUAUCGUUGUCUAUCUGGUGGAGAAUGGAUGCGAUGUUAACGCACAGGACAGCGAUGGCUGGACACCAUUACACUGUGCGGCGUCGUGUAAUAAUUUGUCCAUGGUCAAAUUCUUGGUAGAGAGCGGCGCCUGUAUUUUUGCCACAACUCUCUCGGAUGAAGAGACGGCUGCGGAGAAGUGUGAAGAGGACGAGGAAGGCUUUGACGGCUGUUCCCAAUAUCUUUACGGAAUUCAAGAAAAACUGGGAAUUUUGAACGCGAAUGAAGUGUUCGCUGUUUACGACUACGAGUCUCAAAAUACGGACGAACUUAGCUUUAAAGAGGGAAACGUAUUGACUGUCAUCAGGAAAGGCGAUGAACAGGAGAGGGAGUGGUGGUGGACACGGAGUGUCGACCGGGAGGGCUAUGUGCCCAGGAAUCUGCUCGGCUUGUAUCCAAGAGUCAAAUCCAAUAAAGAGCUCAAAACCAUAGCUGAAGAACAGAGCGAAUGACUGGAAUAAAGUAUCCGAUGAUGAAAAUGAAAGCGUCGAUUCCGUCCCCCAAUGCAUACCCUAACUGUGAUUAGGCUAUAGUUGUAUUAAUUAGUAUUAUUAAUGAUUAAAGAUUCUCAAUAAUCAGUGCCUUUAUUACUAUUGUUAAUACUUAUAAGUUGUAUAGAAUGGACCAAAAAACGGUCUUGAUGAUGACAUUGUAUUAUAUCAUGGUCAUUUAUCAUGAUUGAAGGGUUUAUUAUACACGGUAUUGUGUCCCAGAGAUUGACAUCAAGACAUGAGUUUUGCAGCUUAAAAGUAUCAACAGUUUUAAUUUCCAUUAAACAUUUUUGCAAUUAUUAUCACC
This is a messenger RNA of Medioppia subpectinata, 940 nucleotides long. NCBI's taxonomy places the organism in Eukaryota, Metazoa, Arthropoda, Arachnida, Sarcoptiformes, Oppiidae. The record is from the annotation of a GenBank genome assembly.